CAUCCCGCGUCCCGCAUUGUGCGUAUCGCUGUCGCCAGGCUGCGCUUACUCGUGCACUACCCCUCCAUCUCCUCAUCAUCCUCCAGUCGCUCAUGCUCCCUCGAUUCACCCACGCUAGUUCUGCUGGGCCAAUUGGUCAUCCUUCAAUGCGCUGCUAUAAAUGUCAUCCAUCACUCUUUUGAACUUGAAAGGCACCGAGACCUUCACCUGCGUCGGGGUGUGAGCCCGCUGUAUUGUCGAGUGCCUGCUCAUGUCAACCUGAUACUGGUCCGGCUCGGGACCGCUAUUGCUGGUCUUUCGACACCGACACAGAGCUACUCCCUUGCGACACCGCCAUCUCCUCGCGUUCCCCCGGAGCCUCGAUCCUGCCAGGAUUGCUGCCACCGCUGCCUUCUAUAUAUCGACUCAUUCGAUCGGAUCCACUGUCCAUUUGGUACCGGCAACGCCUUGAGCUUCAAGACGACUCGAGCACAAUGCCUGUGGCAUCUCUGCAGAAAGGCUCUCUAUCCGCCAACGUGAGGGCUCUACCUCAAAGAUCUAGUAUCUACCGGACUUAUCGAGUCAAUGCCGUCCAAGUUCGAACACUCUGGUGGUGGGGCCGACAGACGGGCAACCCUUGGUCUCCCUCGGAGGAUUUUGAAGAGCGCGUGAGAAGACAUCACAAGAUUAUGAAGUCAAGAUACUACAAAGUUCUCCGAAGAAGAGCAUUGUGGGAGUCAGAAGAUACGUAUAUUCGGCCGUGGCGUCACCAUCGCCUCUGGUCAAGCCGAUAUUGCGAUUACAAGCCAUUGUCUUCCACGGGAGCCUCAAGUCAAGAAGCAAAAGACCCCAAUAGUGAACAAGCCAAUGAGGCUCAGACUAUAUACAAAGACUUCGAUGCUUUCCGAGCCGCUGUCGACCGUGCUAUUGCACGAGACCCAUACGGAACUUUAUUCGGAAGGCGGCUCCAAAGCCCUCCGUCUUCCAAUAACUCGUCAUGGACGUCUUUCUCUUGGUUUUCUGACCCGAAGGAGAUCAAAAAUGAUCAAAGCGUUAAGGAUCCAGACCCUCCUUCGACCGUGACUGCAAAAAACUCGACUGAAAGGUCAACCUCUCCCUCAGAGUCAGGCCCAGGCAGGCAAGCAAUCAAGCAGUCGGCCAUGGAUAUUAGUGAGGAAGAAUAUGAAUACGACCCAAUCUCUAUGAGAAAGGUUCCCAUAAAGAAGCAAUCAGCUGAGCCUGCACCAAAGGAAGACCCUGAGCGAGAACAUCAAUCAGCAGUCCCAGAUCCCGAAAAGCCAUCUCAGCAGUCCAAGCCAGAAAAUCCGCUGUCCGAAGAUCAGUCACAGCAGCCAUUCUUAAAAAAUUUGUUUUUUCAAGAGCAUGGAGUUGACAUACCAGUCAAGACUUACAAGCCUCACAAAGUCUACGGCUACAACGCUUCGGAAAAGAAAUCGACUGAUGAAUCCACCUCCCUCUCCGCCAAAAGCGAGGGCUUCGACAGCUCGAGAAAACAAGAACUCCGGCAUUUGAUGGCACGGGCGAAGGGUAACAAUAUAGACACCACUGCCCUGUUCACAGAAAUUACCGCACAGUCAGAGUUGGAGACCACCGCUGGCGAAACCCCUGCUCCAAGGAAGACUCGAGAAUUGCCUGAGCCAGAUGACACUCUGCCGCUAUUCUCAGGCACCACCUACGAGGCAAAGGCCCGCAGGGAAGCAGACACCAACGCAUCAGAUUGGCUGGUUAAAGAAGGGUUUCGGCAACAGACUGGAGAGUCGGUAAAUGCCACAGAUGCGCAGGACUCUUCGAUUGACGAGCCAAUCAGGGCAAUCAGGAAUAGGCUGGAGCCGGCCCUCGACAGAGUGAAGGCACGGGCUGUUCACGAUCAAAAAGGCAAGUUGACCAGGCUGCAAACUGCGAUCGAUCGAGAGAUCUCUGCAUCUAUGCGGCCUGCUCGUUCUCCAGAGAAAGAGGCACGGGCGGAAGCUGCAGUGAUGGCUUCAAAAGAGGAGAAAGCGGACACCGAAGUCUCGAAAAUGACAUCAAGAGCAAAACUCGAAACGGAUUUCGAAGCACGACAACAAGAGGCCGCAAACGAAGGCAUCGCCUCGCCUAGGACCCUGGAGCUCGAAACUCCCACCAACAAAUUGACUAAAACCCUCAACAAUGUCUGGGAGCACAUCCGGGAAUACCCCAAUGGAAUCGUUGCCAAAACGAUGAAAUCCAUGACGAAUUUCAACGAGAACUACAAGAAGUAUAUUCGGCCGGAUGCGGUGAAGGGGCUGACCGACAAGCUCGUCUUCAAAGACGAAUCGUUGCGCAAUACUCCGUCCAUCUACAAGUCCAGCCCCAAACCCCAAAAACUGGCGCCUUUUACUCCUUCGCACAAUGUCCUCGCCGAUGAAAAAGAAGGCAUGCAACGGACAGCUGACUUGCGUGAGGUAACGGAGAAUAUGAAGAAGGACGCAGAAGUGGAAAAGGUCCAGAUGUCGCGAUUGGCUGCAGAUAUACAAGCUGUCUACGAGAGCGAGUAUGGGCCCAUUAAUCCCGAACACAGGCAGCGAGCACAACGUUCUCCAGAGGCCGAAGCUGUGUCUUCCACCACCACUUCUGAGCGAACCCCGGCCGGGCCCCACCCACUCUCUACUGCAAGCGUCCGACCCGGAGUCACCACAAAUCCAGUGAUUGAUAAUCAUAUUAGCAAGUUCGAGCCCAACUUUGCCAAGCUCGUGGACGAAGCAAAGCAGAUCCGUGCCGAGCUUCGAGAUGUUGACAUCAAGGCUCAGGAGUUGGACGGAUCGCGACAGGCUGCAAGUCAAGCAGAUAUUAAAGGUCAAAUCGAAGAGGCGAAGCCACCUCUUCACAAGUUGAGCGACGUCAUGCAAGGCGCGAAGGAGGUGAGAAGGGAAUUACACGAAGCUCAGAACACGAUAAGACGGAUUGAAAGUGGAAGACCAGCCAUCGCUUGGAGUGCUCCUCAAUUGUCUGGCUCCGACUUUGGCAAGAAGAGGAUUGACCUUAAAGCGCAGAAAGGUCUCGACGCCCCCAAAGCCACCUAUGAGAGCGUUGCUGAAAAGGAUACAAACACCGAGAGUGGAGUGAAGAUAGUUGCGCCGACUCGAAGUGAGAAGGAGCUGAAGACGGUUCCCGAACCAAUCCACACACCAUCAGGAUCACCUGUUUGGAAUGAUGAGCAACCCCCGCCAAUCGAGAGCAUGAAAGUGAGAAAGUUCGAUUCACCCUAUCUUGUUCUCACGUACGACAAGGCGACUGAGAAGGUCAACUUCUCUCCAAUGAAUCAACCCACUACUGAAAUACCCAAGUCUAACAAUGUGAUUGGUAUUCUGGGACGACUGAGAAAUGCACCAGAAUUUCUUAAGCAUUUCCAAACCAUGCAAAGAGCAGGAUAUUCUUUGUACAAUGGAACCGAGAACAUGUUAAUUUUCCAGAAGAAGCAAGCAGAACACGUCACAGGUUCAACUGUGCCCAAGGCUGAAACAGAAGCACAAUCGUCGACGGACGGAACAAUGUCGACGACUGGAGCCAAUGUUACUCCUCAGCUACCAGGUCAGCAGGCAGCUACGGUCUUGGAUGAAUUGCCCGCCGAGUUGAACCCGCUCCCUGGCCCAGCAGCUCCCACAGCCCCUCCAUCUCGUCCGUUCGGAAAUCAGCCAAAAGUGAGAAGACAGGAGAAGGUCUUCUCUGGAACAAUUCGUCCAAAUGCUUCGUCCUCAGCGCCGUCCCAAGCACCGGACGAGAAGCCGUCGGCAUCGAAUUUUGACAAGGCCAAUGCUGAUACACAGAGCGAGGGUCUAUGGAUGCGGUUCACGCGCGCAGUGAAAUACACACUGUUGACUCUCACGGCGCUGAGUCUCUGUGCUUAUACUAUCGGUUUUGUCGCAGAAGGGCUGAGUGCUCACGCCCAGCAGCAAAAAGGGAUCGAUGACGGAGAAGCGCAAGGACCGAGAAAGCGAAUAGUCAUGACGGGUCAGCGGCCGGGGAUCUUUAGCACCGAAAGUUCUCGAUGAGGCAUGUUGCAGAUGUGAGGCUCGUCCAGUUUGAAAUGCCGGCGGAUACGAAAAUUAAUGUGGAUGGGAAGCACUCGUUUAAUGUUUUGCGUCUCUUUCGGUGCGAGGCGCAGGCGGCACUGCAGGACGAUUACCACUAUGAUGUAUAUACCAAGUCCGCUCUUCCUCUUAGUUUCUUGUCUUUAUAGCGACUCUGCUCCAAAUCCCAUAUUCUCGGUUGUUGCUCGGCAACGAGAUAUAUAUUCG
Cladophialophora immunda is the source of this 4256-nucleotide messenger RNA. RefSeq lists its product as uncharacterized. The coding region runs from base 474 to 4010 and encodes 1178 amino acids. Lineage: Eukaryota; Fungi; Ascomycota; Eurotiomycetes; Chaetothyriales; Herpotrichiellaceae. The record is from RefSeq and is a predicted model, not a curated record. The transcript has a single exon.